AUGGAUUGGCUCAACAUCUCUCGAUGUCUUCAUCAAACAGAAGAGGAUGUGGGGCCACUACGGAGAUACCUAAACAGUACAGAGGACUACCUCGCCUUCUUAUAUGGGCCCAGGCGAAGCCACUUGUUCUUGCCUAUGGCUUGGGUUUAUGCACUGAUUUUCAUUGUUGGAGUAUCUGGCAACCUUUUAGUCUGCCUGGUGAUUCUCAAGCACAGGAACAUGAAAAGUCCCACAAACUACUAUCUCUUCAGCCUGGCUGUUUCAGACUUGCUGGUCUUGCUCUUUGGCAUGCCCUUGGAAGUCUAUGAAAUGUGGAGCAACUACCCUUUCUUGUUUGGACUAGUGGGGUGCUAUUUUAAGACUGCGCUGUUCGAGACAGUGUGCUUUGCCUCCAUCCUGAAUGUCACCACAGUGAGCAUUGAGAGGUAUGUGGCCAUCCUUCACCCCUUUCGAGCCAAGCUGAAGGGUACAAGACGGCGUGCCCUGAGGAUCAUCAUUGCCCUCUGGCUUCUCUCCGUCCUGUUUUCUAUUCCCAAUACCAGCAUCCAUGGCAUUGUGCUUCAAUAUUUCCCAAAUCACACAGAGGUCCCAGGAUCUGAGACAUGUGGUGUGGUCCAGCCCAUGUGGAUCUACAACUGCAUCAUCCAGCUAACUUCUUUUCUCUUCUAUAUGCUGCCAAUGUGUGUCAUCAGUGUGCUGUACUGCCUAAUGGGACUGAAACUAAGACGAGACCGUUCCUUGGAAACAGAUGAAAUGGGAAUGAAUGUUAAAAGACCCUCCAGAAAGUCUGUCACUAAGAUGCUAUUUGUUCUAGUAAUUGUUUUCGGAAUAUGCUGGGCUCCAUUCCACACAGACCGACUUUUCUACAGUUUUGUUGCAAACUGGACAGAACCUCUUGCCAAUAUAUUCAACUUAAUCCAUGUGGUGUCAGGGGUUUUCUUCUACCUGAGUUCUGCUGUGAAUCCUAUCAUCUACAACUUGCUGUCCAGGCGUUUUAGGAUGGCUUUCCUGAAUGUCAUCUCUCCUCAGUGCAAGCACUUGCACCCCAGACACACCAGCCACCUGCCACCCCAGAGGAGCAUCUUCAUGUUGGUAGAACGCAACACGAUGGGAUCUGCUGAAGAGAGAAGCCUCCCAAAUAUGCAUAGGUCAUCUGUAUGCAGCUCUCACUUGUCUAGUGGUCUCUAG
Pogona vitticeps (central bearded dragon) is the source of this 1188-nucleotide messenger RNA. The record is from RefSeq and is a predicted model, not a curated record. Lineage: Eukaryota; Metazoa; Chordata; Lepidosauria; Squamata; Agamidae.